AUGGAGUUGAAGGAUAUUGACCCAUCGGGAAUUUAUUUACAGGAAAGGCUUUUCAAACCCCGAUACUCUGCCGUUUUUCUCGUCACCGUGCGGGAUGUGACUUGUGUCAUGAAAGUGCAUCACGGUCGUGGGCCCCCAGAGUACUAUGAGCCCCAAGAUCGGGAGCUCGACAUCCAUGUCCUAGAAUCAACGGCCUACAUUCGACUAAAAGAGCGAGGCUUAUGCGAACGGGGAAUUGUCCCUUAUUAUCUGGGUUCAAUGAGGAAAUUUGAUCCAGCACUAUGUCAGCCUCACUUAAAGAUGUUCCUCGAAGAUGAUUAUCUGCCAAGUGCCCUCUUCCUAAGGUACAUUCCGAAUCAGCAAUCGCUUGACCUGAGCAACUACACACCUCAGCGAAUGAAGAACUUCAUGUCCGGUAUAGAGGAAAUACAUAAUGCCGGUGUGUCUCACGGAGAUCCCAAGCCCCGCAAGGUGAUGGUCAUUACGGUCGACCCCGAACGAGUCGUCUGGAUGGAUUUCGACCGGGCGGAAACGCUCGAGGAAGGCCAUAUCACCGAGUGGCAAAAGCGCCAUUUGCAAGAUGACAAGGACCUGGUUGAUGGCGUGCGAAUAACUCUGGAAACCGACUAUGCGAGGGGAGAUGGGAAGCUUCAAGAGUCUAUCGUAUUUUUCUGUUCCUGA
Penicillium alfredii is the source of this 681-nucleotide messenger RNA. RefSeq lists its product as uncharacterized. Lineage: Eukaryota; Fungi; Ascomycota; Eurotiomycetes; Eurotiales; Aspergillaceae. The transcript is spliced from 3 exons. The record is from RefSeq and is a predicted model, not a curated record. The coding region runs from base 1 to 681 and encodes 226 amino acids.